AUGGCUGACGGCGGUAUUGAUCGCAAGGCCGAUGAGAAGAUUCAGUUCUCCACCUCGAAGGAGGUUACGGUUCAUCCGACUUUCGAGUCGAUGUCCCUGAAGGAGUCUCUCCUCCGCGGUAUCUACGCCUACGGAUAUGAGUCCCCCUCCGCUGUCCAGUCCCGCGCCAUCGUUCAGAUCUGCAAGGGUCGCGACACCAUCGCCCAAGCCCCAGUCCGGUACCGGUAA
Messenger RNA from Sordaria macrospora k-hell, 228 nucleotides. NCBI's taxonomy places the organism in Eukaryota, Fungi, Ascomycota, Sordariomycetes, Sordariales, Sordariaceae. The record is from RefSeq and is a predicted model, not a curated record.